This is a messenger RNA of Strigops habroptila (Kakapo), 2256 nucleotides long. It is a transcript of the gene CCT8, whose product is annotated as chaperonin containing TCP1 subunit 8. Lineage: Eukaryota; Metazoa; Chordata; Aves; Psittaciformes; Psittacidae. Gene Ontology annotation, biological process: protein folding. The coding region runs from base 97 to 1758 and encodes 553 amino acids. Gene Ontology annotation, cellular component: chaperonin-containing T-complex. Gene Ontology annotation, molecular function: ATP hydrolysis activity; ATP binding; ATP-dependent protein folding chaperone. The record is from RefSeq and is a predicted model, not a curated record. The transcript has 15 exons.
UGGAGCCCGGCUGCCCCGGCGCGCCUGCGCGCUCCCCGGUUUCUUCUGUCCCGUCGUCCUCAGCGCUCUACCGUGCCAGGCCCGAGCGGAGCGGAGAUGGCGCUUCACGUCCCCAAGGCCCCGGGCUUCGCCCAGAUGCUCAAGGAAGGGGCGAAGCAUUAUUCAGGACUAGAAGAAGCUGUCUAUAGGAACAUCCAGGCAUGCAAAGAACUUGCACAAACCACUCGUACAGCCUAUGGACCAAAUGGAAUGAACAAAAUGGUUAUCAAUCAUUUGGAGAAGCUCUUUGUUACAAAUGAUGCUGCUACGAUCUUGAGAGAGUUGGACGUCCAGCAUCCUGCUGCAAAAAUGCUUGUGAUGGCUUCCCACAUGCAAGAGCAAGAAGUUGGAGAUGGAACAAAUUUCGUCCUUGUGUUUGCUGGUCUUCUUCUGGAGUUAGCAGAAGACCUUCUGAGGAUGGGGUUAUCGGUCUCAGAGGUGAUUGAAGGAUAUGAAAAAGGUUGCAAGAAAGCCCUAGAAAUUCUUCCAGACUUGGUGUGCUGUUCUGCAAAGAACCUUCGAGAUGUUGAAGAAGUGGCAUCUUUGUUGCACACUUCGGUGAUGAGCAAGCAGUAUGGCAAUGAGCAUUUUUUGGCAAAGCUUAUUGCUCAGGCCUGUGUUUCUAUUCUUUCGGAUUCUGGCCAUUUCAACGUUGAUAAUAUCAGAGUGUGCAAAAUUGUGGGUGCUGGUAUCUCUGCUUCCUCAGUACUGCAUGGCAUGGUUUUUAAAAAAGAAACUGAAGGAGAUGUCACUUCUGUCAAAGAUGCAAAAAUAGCUGUGUAUUCCUGCCCUUUUGAUGCUAUGAUAACUGAAACUAAGGGCACUGUACUUAUAAAGAAUGCUGAAGAGCUGAUGAAUUUCAGUAAGGGAGAAGAAAAUCUAAUGGAUUUGCAAGUGAAAGCUAUUGCUGAUAGUGGUGCAAAUGUAGUAGUAACAGGUGGCAAAGUGGCAGACAUGGCACUUCAUUAUGCCAACAAAUACAAUCUUAUGUUAGUCAGGUUGAACUCAAAGUGGGAUCUGAGAAGACUCUGCAAAACUGUUGGUGCAACAGCCCUACCCAGACUGACUCCCCCUACUCUAGAAGAAAUGGGUCACUGUGACAGCGUAUAUUUAUCAGAGAUUGGGGAUACGCAGGUGGUUGUGUUUAAGCAUGAAAAAGAGGAUGGUGCCAUUUCUACUAUCCUCAUUCGUGGGUCUACAGACAAUCUGAUGGAUGACAUAGAGCGAGCAGUGGAUGAUGGUGUAAAUACUUUCAAAGUACUCACAAGGGAUAAACGUCUUGUUCCUGGAGGUGGUGCAACAGAAAUUGAAUUAGCCAAGCAGAUCACAUCCUAUGGAGAGACUUGUCCUGGGCUUGACCAGUAUGCCAUCAAGAAGUUUGCUGAGGCAUUUGAAGCCAUUCCUCGAGCGCUGGCAGAAAACUCUGGAGUAAAGGCUAAUGAGGUCAUCUCCAAACUUUAUGCUGUGCAUCAGGAAGGGAACAAAAAUGUUGGAUUUGAUAUUGAGGCCGAAGCUGCUGCUGUGAAGGAUAUGUUGGAAGCUGGUGUACUAGACACAUACCUUGGAAAAUCCUGGGGUAUCAAGCUAGCUACAAAUGCAGCAGUAACCGUCCUAAGGGUAGAUCAGAUUAUUAUGGCAAAACCAGCAGGCGGUCCAAAAGCCCCUAAGCAACAAGGACAUUGGGAUAAGGAUGACUGGAAAGAUGAACCUGAAAAAUAGUAUGCAGUAAGCUCUGUCUCUAGCAGAGAGGUAUCUGUGUGUGAGCACAUGCAUGAGUAUACAUUGACAAGCACAUGGCAGAUAAGUUUCUUGAGGACACAUGACACUGCUGUCUUAGGUGUGCUGAUUGCUACGUUUUGUAUUUGUGCCUUUGCAAAGGAAUUUUACUCCUAAAACCAAGCUUCAAUGAAGGGAUGACAAGUGCAGUUUUAGUUUUGUUUUACUUGUCGCUAUGGCAAGUACAGAAAAAGAGCCUUUAACAUGGUAGGACGAGUGUACUUCAGGCAUUUAAAGUGUGACUCAAAGUUUAGACUAUAAUUCAGACUAAUAGCUCUGAUAAUCCUGCUUUCUGUAGUGUGCAUCCUGGAAACCCAUCACUUCUGUUCAAGUGCUCACUUUCUGUAGACUAACCAAAGUCUUACUUUGCAUGCAAAAAUGACGUAAAAGCCCUUUUCUUGUGUACCAGGGCUCAGCUUCUGCUAUUUACAAGAAAAAAAA